GUCUGUCGUUUUAGCUGCACUGCUGGAGUAGUGCAAUAAGUUAGAAAAAGACAAACAUGCUUUCUUUCACUCUAACUAAUUGCACUAGUGGAGCAGUGUAGCUAAAACGAACAGACCCUAGGUAUAUACUUGUGAAAACCGGUGUUACGUGUGGAAUUUUAAAAUGAACGUCGAAGACGAAAUGUGGUUAUUGUUUUUUCCAAUAUGUAUUAACGCGAUAAUGUCUGCGAGUGCAUGCUAUUUGACUAUUCAUCUCAUUCCGAGGAUAAAAUCCAUGUUUGUCAAAGCUAACCUCUACGGCAUUGACAUGAAUAAGAGAACCAGUGAUAAAAUACCAGAAGCAAUAGGUGUUGUUACCGGAUGUAUAUUUCUCAUAACAAUGUUCUUAUUUAUUCCUGUACCAUUUACAGAUCAUAUACUUAAAAAUGAAAACUUUCCACACGACAAGUUUGUUGAAUUUCUGGCUGCAUUAUUGUCCAUAUGUUGCAUGCUACUUUUGGGUCUUGCCGAUGAUGUUUUGGACCUACGUUGGCGACACAAAUUACUUUUACCUACUAUAGCAUCCUUGCCAUUAUUGAUGGUUUAUUAUGUUAAUUUUAAUUCCACGAUAAUCAUUAUACCAAAACCAUUGAGACUAUGGUUUGGUUUUUCAUUGGAUUUAUGGAUAUUUUACUAUAUAUAUAUGGGAAUGUUGGCUGUAUUCUGUACAAAUGCGAUAAACAUAUUAGCUGGAAUCAAUGGUUUGGAGGUUGGCCAGAGUUUAAUCAUUGCUACGAGCAUUCUCAUCUUCAAUAUUAUAGAAUUAUCUGGUACACAGUGGAAGGCGCAUCAAUUUUCAAUAUACUUUAUGCUUCCUUACAUAGCAACUUCUCUUGCAUUAUUCAAAUUUAAUUGGUAUCCAUCGCAGGUUUUUGUAGGCGAUACAUUUUGUUACCUUUCGGGAAUGACCUUUGCUGUCGUUGGUAUUAUAGGUCACUUCAGCAAAACGAUUCUAUUGUUUUUCAUUCCCCAAAUAAUCAAUUUUCUAUAUAGCGUGCUACAGCUCUUUCAUUUCAUACCAUGUCCUAGACAUAGAUUACCAAAGUAUAAUAAAGAAACGAACAAAUUGGAGCCUAGUACAACUGUAUUUAACAAAUCAGAACUUAAUACAAUUGGAAAAUUAUUGAUAUGGAUAUUUAAAAUGUUUAAAUUGAUAAAAUGGCAAGAAGAUGGAAAAGGUAUUAUAACUUGCAAUAAUCUAACUUUGAUUAAUUUUAUAUUAAUCAACACUGGUCCAUUAAAAGAACCGACCCUUACAACGAUUCUAUUAAUAAUUCAGGUUAUUAGCAGUAUACUGGCAUUUAUUAUUAGAUAUCCUCUGGCUUCCAUAUUUUAUGAUAUUUAA
Molecule: messenger RNA, 1384 nt
Organism: Camponotus floridanus (Florida carpenter ant)
Lineage: Eukaryota; Metazoa; Arthropoda; Insecta; Hymenoptera; Formicidae
Gene: Alg7
Product: UDP-N-acetylglucosamine--dolichyl-phosphate N-acetylglucosaminephosphotransferase
Exons: 7
Coding region: 164-1384 (406 amino acids)
Biological process (GO): protein N-linked glycosylation; dolichol-linked oligosaccharide biosynthetic process
Cellular component (GO): membrane
Molecular function (GO): UDP-N-acetylglucosamine-dolichyl-phosphate N-acetylglucosaminephosphotransferase activity
Source: RefSeq, a predicted model, not a curated record